Messenger RNA from Sceloporus undulatus (fence lizard), 1317 nucleotides. RefSeq names its product heparan sulfate-glucosamine 3-sulfotransferase 1 (gene HS3ST1). The transcript is spliced from 2 exons. NCBI's taxonomy places the organism in Eukaryota, Metazoa, Chordata, Lepidosauria, Squamata, Phrynosomatidae. The coding region runs from base 144 to 1070 and encodes 308 amino acids. The record is from RefSeq and is a predicted model, not a curated record. Gene Ontology annotation, molecular function: [heparan sulfate]-glucosamine 3-sulfotransferase activity.
CUGGAGCCAGGAAAGAGAGGAGGAGAGACGGGAUGCGGCGCUUCCUUGGCCAGUGAGUAUUUCUCUCAAGGAUUUCAGUUUCCUGGUGAUGGGCUUUUCAUGACGUGUAUGCUGAUAGUGUGAGAACAGACUGGAUCUCUGUCAUGGCAGUUUUCCUGCUGGGAGCGGCACUGCUUAUUGUUCAGCCCCAGGUGGUGCCUUCUAGACCACCUUCCAGCACUAAGGCUGAAGCAGCAGCUCAGAAAGAACCAUUUAAGAAAAGUGACUUCAAGGAUGGCAUCCAUCCCAAUGGGACACUCCAGCGACUUCCACAAACAAUCAUCAUUGGCGUUCGGAAAGGUGGAACAAGAGCCUUACUAGAGAUGUUAAGUCUCCAUCCUGAUAUAGCAGCAGCAGAAAGCGAAGUCCACUUCUUUGAUUGGGAAGAACAUUACGGAAAUGGUUUGGAAUGGUAUAUUAACCAAAUGCCAUUCUCUUAUACCCACCAGAUAACAGUGGAAAAAACUCCAGCGUAUUUUACUUCCUCCAGAGUGCCUGAAAGAGUGUAUGGAAUGAAUAAAUUUACCAGAUUACUUCUUAUUUUACGAGACCCAACUGAGAGGGUGUUGUCAGACUACACACAAGUGUUUUUCAAUCACAUGCAAAAAAACAAGCCAUAUCCUUCUAUAGAAGAAUUCCUGGUUAAAGAUGGCAAACUCAAUGUGAAUUACAAGGCAAUAAACAGGAGCUUGUAUUAUGUUCACAUGCAAAACUGGUUGAAGUAUUUUCCUCUGGAUCACAUUCAUGUUGUAGAUGGAGAUAAACUAAUCAAAGAUCCCUUCCCAGAAAUAGUAAAAGUAGAAGAGUUUUUAAAGCUGACUCCUCAGAUUAAUGCUUCAAACUUUUACUUCAAUAAAACAAAAGGCUUUUACUGCCUAAGAGACAGUGGAAGGGAUCGAUGUUUACAUGAGUCGAAAGGAAGAACACACCCCAAAGUAGAUCCAAUUUUACUUGAAAAGCUACGCAAAUACUUUCGUGAACCUAAUCAGAAAUUCUUUGAACUUGUUGGCAAAACAUUUGACUGGCACUGAAUAUGGGGACAAGUUACAGAGAGACCUAUGAGGGCCUAAAACAUUUCAGUGCGCGCUUAGAAAAGGAGGGCAUUCAAACUAUAAUUUAUUUAUAAAAUCCAUAAAUUACUUCUGUACAAUAUUAAGAGUCAUGACUGCCAUAUAAGCUAGUAAUAUUUUUCUAUUUGUUAAAUUAAAACCUUUUGUAAUGUUUUUCAUAGUUGUUAAUACUGUAUUAUGUCUAUAUAUAAAAUAAUAUUUCAUGGGA